CGGCUAAUAUGGUUGCCGCCUGGUUCGUAGAGUGGUUAUCGGCGACAACUGUCAAACGUGACGUGACUUGAUCGAAUGCUAAUUUAAUUCGCGACUCACGUCUCGCAACAUUGCAACCAAAAUGGGGAUCUUUUUCUCCAAAAAGAAGCAUCAGAGUCGCGUCACCGAACAAGACAAGGCGGUUCUGCAAUUGAAACAAACAAGAGAUAAAAUUAAGCAAUACCAGAAGAAGAUUGAGCAAGCCUUGGAGAAAGAACGAGUGCUCGCGAAGGAACUUUUGAAAAAUGGGAAGAAAGACCGUGCGUUGCUUCUGUUACGCAAGAAAAGAUUUCAGGAACAAGUGCUGUCACGUACAGAUGGUCAGCUGGAGAAUCUUGAACGUAUGGUUCACGACUUGGAAUUUGCUCAAAUCGAGAUGAAAGUAGUUGAUGGCCUAAAAGUUGGUAAUAACGCAUUAAAACAGCUACAUGCUUUGUUGUCCAUCGACGAGAUUGAAAAGGUCAUGGAUGAGACGAGAGAGGGUAUUGAGAAGCAAAAAGAAAUAGAUGAAAUAUUAUCUGGUACACUAACUGAGGAAGAUGAAAAUGAAGUUGAGGCUGAAUUGGAUGCUUUAUUGGAAGCAGAGAUUGAGGAGAAGGCUCCUGAAGUACCAGAAGAUGUUUUGCUACCAGAAGUGCCAAAGGACUUGCCAGAACCAGAUAAAGGUCGUACGAAAGAAAAAAUUCAGGAACCAGUGGCAGUAACAGCAUGAGAUCCAGGAACUGACAAAGACUUCUAUUAAAUUAAGGUUUGUCCGACAGGCUAUGUACAUAUGUAUACAGUAAAUAAGAUUUAUAAUAUAAAUACAGUAAGAUAUAUAUAUAUAUAUAAGUAUAUCUAUAAGAUUUGUUUAUAAGAUUCAGUUACAAGGCUCACACGUCAAAGUUUUAAUACUUUAUUAUCUAUCAAAUGGUUCAACCGAUUUUGCACCUUAUGUGAAUAUCAAAACACAGUAAAAAUAGCAACUAUGUAAAUCAUAUGAAUAAAUGUAAUUUUUUCAUCUAUUAUAUA
Dinoponera quadriceps is the source of this 1050-nucleotide messenger RNA. RefSeq names its product charged multivesicular body protein 6 (gene Vps20). The transcript has 3 exons. NCBI's taxonomy places the organism in Eukaryota, Metazoa, Arthropoda, Insecta, Hymenoptera, Formicidae. The record is from RefSeq and is a predicted model, not a curated record. Bases 122 to 751 code for a protein of 209 amino acids. Gene Ontology annotation, cellular component: multivesicular body; ESCRT III complex. Gene Ontology annotation, biological process: vesicle budding from membrane; late endosome to vacuole transport via multivesicular body sorting pathway.